AUGGCGGUAGCACACCCAGAGUUGCUCUGGGUAGUCAUAACCUCCGGGUUUGUUGCCACUUUCCUCGCAAUGGCUAUUGGCGCUAAUGAUGUCGCCAAUGCCUUCUCCACAUCUAUUGGAAGUGGAUCACUCAAGCUACGCAGCGCAAUCCUAGUGGCAUUCAUAUUCGAGAUUCUAGGAGCACUGCUACUAGGAGGCUCAGUAUCGGACGCAAUACGUACAAAGGUGCUCAACUUCAAAGCAUUCGAUGAUGCACCAAGAGAAUUAGCCAUCGGAAUGAUGUCGGCAAGUGCCAGUGCAACCGUAUGGCUCAUGUUCGCAACGUGGUUCGGUAUACCAGUAUCCACAACGCAUUCCGUUAUCGGAGCUUUGGCAGGAUUUGGGAUCGCAUCAGGAAGGGUAGAUAGUCUUAGGUGGUCACAAAUGUUCUAUAUCAUUAUCUCAUGGAUAGUUGUUCCCUUGAUCGCCGUAGUUAUCAGCUGUACUAUGUACAUACUCUUACAAGAGGCAAUACUCAAAAGAGAAAGAUCAUUCACCAUACUCAAGUUUGCACAACCAUUCUUGAUUGCUAUCACAUCACUACCACUAGUCGUACUCCUUGUAUAUGCUAACCCUUUCGUAAAACUCAAUGACACUGACGGAAAUACUUUCAAAUUUGUACAAUGGUUCAAAGAUUCCAAACCAAACCAAGCUAUCGUUAUUAUUGUAUUGUUGGUAUUGUUAGUCGCCACACUUACACCAUUCGCAUACUUUUACGGAACAAAAAGGAUUAAAGAUGGAUGGUCAUUUUUGGAAAAUCAACGAAACGCAAGCCUACAAAUGGGAAAAAAUUUCGGAUCGAAAAUGAGAUCCCUAAUAUCAAGAGAAAGAUCACAAUCAAUGGAACUCAAUAUCGGAAAAAAGAAAAUGGAAGUAAUAGACGUGUCAAACCUAUGCACCAAUAAUGGUGCAUACGGAAGACUACUAAAAAGCGCUGUCGAAAGCCAAGAAUCAAUGGAAGUAGUACAACAAAUGAAGGACGAACAAAGUCACAAAACGGAAGUUAUGUUCUCAGCUAUGCAAAUCAUUGGGGCCGUUACGGUUAUUAUAUCACACAGUGCAAACGACACAGCAAAUGCGGUAGCACCAUUCGCAACGGUAUUAUUAUUAUACCUCUAUGGAAUGGAACAAACAAAGAGCUUUACACCAUGGUAUAUACUACUCAUUGGAGGUAUUUGCAUGUCUUUGGGACUUGCUUGCUUUGGAUACCAAGUAAUCAAAAAUGUUGGAAUGAAGCUAACAAGGGUCACGCCCUCAAGAGGAUACACCAUUGACACCACAGCAGGAAACAUCGUACUAUUGGUCAGCUAUCUAGGAAUACCCCUGAGCUCCACACAUGUCGCAGUAUCAAGCAUUAUGGGUGUAGGACUUGUAGAAAAUAUAAGGACACAAAAUGCUUCCGAAGUACCAGUAAUGGAACUUAGAGAUCAAUCACAACCUUUCUGGAGGAAGUUCCCCUUGCUUAGACGCAUCAAUACCGAUAACGUAAACAUGAGGUUAUACGGCAAAAUCUUCGUCACAUGGAUUACAACCAUAUUUUGCAGCGGAAUGAUGUCGGCCGUGAUAUACGUCGUGGUUAUAUUCUGUGACAAAAUAUCAUCAGGAACUGUAUAA
Molecule: messenger RNA, 1653 nt
Organism: Babesia sp. Xinjiang
Lineage: Eukaryota; Apicomplexa; Aconoidasida; Piroplasmida; Babesiidae
Product: putative phosphate permease
Exons: 1
Coding region: 1-1653 (550 amino acids)
Biological process (GO): phosphate ion transmembrane transport
Cellular component (GO): membrane
Molecular function (GO): phosphate transmembrane transporter activity
Source: RefSeq, a predicted model, not a curated record